This is a messenger RNA of Triplophysa dalaica, 870 nucleotides long. Its product is annotated as putative nuclease HARBI1. Bases 1 to 870 code for a protein of 289 amino acids. NCBI's taxonomy places the organism in Eukaryota, Metazoa, Chordata, Actinopteri, Cypriniformes, Nemacheilidae. The record is from RefSeq and is a predicted model, not a curated record. The transcript is spliced from 3 exons.
AUGGUAUGCCCAUUCUUGCGAGAUGUGGUGGAUGAAGAAGCACUUGUGCUGAGGAGAGCCUUCAGGCGAGAAAGGGUCUUCAGGAACCGGUUGGACCCCCUGGCCUUUCCUGAUGACCAUCUAUAUGAAAGAUACAGGUUUUCUGCAGAUGGCAUCAGGUAUCUAUGCAGACUACUGGGUCCCAGGAUUAAGCACCGCACUGCACGGAGCCAUGCACUGAGUGUGGAGCAAAUGGUUUGUGUGGCCUUGCGCUUUUUUGCUAGUGGAGCCUUCCUGUACUCCGUGGGGGAUACAGAACAGCUGAACAAGGCCACAAUUUGCCGCACAAUAAGGAGUGUGUGUCUGGCUAUCAAAGCAUUAGCAGAUGUCUUCAUCUCCUUCCCUGGCCACAGAAGACUCUGUGACAUCAAAGAGGAGUUCUAUAGGAUUGCAGGUUUCCCCAAUGUCAUUGGUGCAGUGGACUGCACACACAUAAGGAUAAAAGCCCCCUCAGGUGCCCAUGAGGCCGAUUUUGUGAAUAGGAAAUCCUUUCACAGCAUUAAUGUUCAGACAAUAAAGAGAAAGUCCACAGACAUCUCUUCUUAUUUUAAGAAGAAAAGUACAGAAGGAGGAGUGAAAGAGAUGGCUAGGGAGCAACAGAGGCUUAGUAAUAGUGAUGAGAAGGAGGAUGGAGGAGAGGAACAGACAGAGCAGCAUGACAAAGCUACAAAGCCAGUAUUAGGGACAGAACACAAUGAGGAGGAAAAACAGACAGCAGCAGCCCAGGGACAGUCAGCACCAUUGGUCACAGAAGUGUUGCAGGACACGGCAAAAGCAGGUGUUAGACAUGUUCCUGGACCAACAGGUGAAGUUACGAUCACGUGGCCCUAA